AUAUAAAUGCCGCUUUCAUCAAUUGGUGAACUCGCCUAGGAACUCCGAUUUGCAGCAGGAUGAAAAACCCUAAGUCCGCCGCCGGUGGUAGGGGUUCUUCCCACAAGACCUCCGCCGCUAAUGCUGUCGGCGGCGCCGAUGGCCGGAAGUCCCAUUGGGAUUCAUCGAAAAAACCCCCCUCCGAUCGCAAUGCCCCUUCAGAUUCCACCCCUUUUAAGGAAGACAUUCCCGGGCCUUCCUCCGGGCCGAUGAAGCACCCCGCGGGAGCCACCCUUCCCGCCGCCAGUCUCCCACCGACGUUCCACCAUCAUACCUCUGCUUCCUCUCCACCUCCUCCUCCAUAUGGCUUCCACAACCUCGACCGGCGAACCAUCGUUCUCGCCGACGGCACUGUCCGCUCCUACUUCGCCCUUCCUCCUGAUUACCAGAUGGAUCCCCGCGGCGACAAGUUCUUCCAUCCCGGUAACCCGCAGGGAUUCGAUCCACACAUCCCCGGGCCUUAUGGCCCCGAAGGUUUCCGCGAGCCACCGCCACCGUUUCCCCGUGGAGGCGCUGACUACUGGUCUUCCCUUGGACUUGAGGGACCCGCGGGGUCGUCAUCGCUGAAGCGAAAGUACGGGGAAGAAGAAUUUGAUUGGCGUCGUCAGCAAGCGCCGCAGCGUGGAAGCUCUGCUGUGAAUUCGGGUUUUUCUUCAGGGCCGGUUGGUGAUGGCUUGGGCAGGACGGGUAGCCCUUCUCGAAAGGAGCAUGUCGAUGACAGGAGGCUGUCCAAGCAGGUAAAGUUGGGGGGUGAAGGUUAUGAUGAUUUGCCAGCUCGGAAGCCACGCGCCGAAAGUAACGACUCUCUCGUGGCUAGGGAUGUGGAUCCGAAGGCUUUGAAGGAAGCCUUUCUUAGGUUGUCCAAGAGCAUCAGCGAGAAUCCAACACAUAUGAAGAAUUAUUUAGAGGAUGGGAAGAAUGGGCCGUUGCAGUGCAUUGUUUGCGGCAGGGGUGGUAAAGAAUUUACAGAUGUCCAUGGACUUGUAAUGCAUUCUUACAACUCCCCAAAUCCUGAUUUGAGAAUCGAGCAUCUUGGGUUGCACAAAGCUUUGUGUGUUAUGUUGGGCUGGAACUAUGCGAAGACCCCAGAUAACUCCAAAGAGUAUCAAUCUUUAUCUGCUGAUGAGGCAAGAGGAAAUAGGGAAGAUCUUAUUUUAUGGCCACCAGCAGUAAUAAUACAUAACACAAGCACAGGGAAGAGAAAGGAUGGUCGUAUGGAGGGUUUGGGUAACAAAGAGAUGGAUGUCAAACUAAAAGAACUUGGCUUUGGUGGCGGUAAGGCAAAGUCUGUAUAUGGGAAGGAGGGACAUUCGGGUUUUACUGCAGUUAGAUUUCUAAAUUCUGAAGUUGGCUUAAGAGAGGCUGAGAAAUUGUCUGAAUAUUUUGAGAAAGAAAACCGUGGACGUAAAGGUUGGGCUCGUGUGCAAGCUUCUCUUUCUGGGAAUAAUGAUGAAAAAAACCCAGACUUAGUUAAGGUGGACAAGAAGACUGGUGAGAAGAGUAGGGUCUUUUAUGGGUAUCUGGCAACGGCCAUGGAUCUGGACAAGGUUGACUUUGAAAUGAGGAAAAAAGUGGUUAUCAAAAGCAGGAAGGAAUUAGAUUUUGACUGAUUUUAACACUUCAAAUGUACUACGCUCUUUAAGUUUAUCAUAAGCUGCAGAACUUAGCUUGGGUAUUAUUUGCCUUUUUCUCAUGGGAAGAAGGCAUUAUGUACUGAAGUUAAUUUAUCUUUGGUUGUUUUUAAGUUUCAAGCCAUUUUAGAAGUUUAUGGCUUGAGGGUUUGAAUGAUAUUUGAAAUUGAUAUUCUUGCUGAAUUUGUAUGCGAUAAAGAACCCUAUCACUUGUUCUGUGUAUCUAUUUCCAUGCAUUUGUUUUUCGAAAAA
Phalaenopsis equestris is the source of this 1922-nucleotide messenger RNA. RefSeq lists its product as uncharacterized. Lineage: Eukaryota; Viridiplantae; Streptophyta; Magnoliopsida; Asparagales; Orchidaceae. Gene Ontology annotation, biological process: regulatory ncRNA-mediated gene silencing. The coding region runs from base 60 to 1649 and encodes 529 amino acids. The transcript is spliced from 3 exons. The record is from RefSeq and is a predicted model, not a curated record.